Messenger RNA from Nicotiana tabacum (common tobacco), 1615 nucleotides. Its product is annotated as 26S proteasome non-ATPase regulatory subunit 13 homolog B. NCBI's taxonomy places the organism in Eukaryota, Viridiplantae, Streptophyta, Magnoliopsida, Solanales, Solanaceae. The record is from RefSeq and is a predicted model, not a curated record. Gene Ontology annotation, biological process: ubiquitin-dependent protein catabolic process. Gene Ontology annotation, cellular component: nucleus; proteasome regulatory particle, lid subcomplex; cytosol. Gene Ontology annotation, molecular function: structural molecule activity.
UGCAGAAGAAGAAAUCCUAAAUUUUAAGAGGUUUUAUAAAAGGAUUUACAGUUUCACUUCUUCUUCUUCUUCGUGUUCAUCAUUGAGAGUAAUCGGCGAUGGCCGCUUUAGAGUACUUAGAUUCACUUCGAAAUGCACAUCCAGAGCUAUCCGAUUGGUACAAUACGCUAUCAGAUCUGUACCAGCGCAAGCUCUGGCACCAGCUUUCUCUUAAGCUCGAACAAUUCGUUGCCCUCGCCGUUUUUCAGGCAGGCGAUGCACUGAUACAGCUGUAUCACAAUUUCAUCACUGAUUUUGAGACAAAGAUCAAUCUUCUCAAGCUUGCACAUUUUGCAGUCAUUGUUUCCCGGCGGUAUGCAGAGAAAGAAGCUGCUAUAGGUUACCUUGAAGGAGUGAUCGAGAAACUUCAAAAUACUAAGGAGACACGCAUAGAGGAGCCAAUUCUAUACAUUAAGUUGCAGAUUGCCCUAUUUAAGCUUGAACAAGGGGAUCAAAAAGAUUGCAAGAUUCUUUUAGAAGAGGGGAAGACUACACUUGACAGCAUGACUGACAUUGAUCCCUCUGUUUAUGCUAGCUAUUAUUGGGUUUCGUCUCAAUACCAUAAAGCUCGCCAGGAGUUCGCCGAGUUUUACAGAAGUGCUCUUCUUUAUCUUGCAUACACUUCUGUGGAAUCUCUUUCUGAAUCGUUUAAGCUGGAUUUGGCGUUUGAUUUAUCUCUGUCAGCUUUGCUGGGAGACAACAUAUACAACUUUGGUGAACUGCUUGCUCAUCCAAUUGUAAAUAGCCUCUUGGGGACCAAGGUUGAGUGGCUCUAUCAUAUUCUUGAAGCAUUCAACACCGGCGAUUUGAUUCAUUACCAAGAAUUGUGCCAUGUCCAUCAAGCUGCAUUGAAUGCUCAACCAGCAUUAGUGCAGAACGAGAAAAAGCUUCUGGAGAAGAUCAACAUUCUCUGCUUGAUGGAAAUAAUCUUCAGUCGCGCGGCAGAAGAUAGAACUAUCCCAUUGAGUGUCAUCGCAGAGCGCACAAAGUUGGGUGUGGAAGAUGUUGAAUAUCUCCUCAUGAAGAGCCUUUCUGUGCAUCUGAUUGAGGGAAUAAUUGAUCAAGUGGAGGGGACAAUUCAUGUCUCCUGGGUGCAACCAAGAGUUCUUGGAAUCCCCCAAAUCAAGUCAUUGCGUGAUCGGCUAGACAAUUGGGUGGAGAAAGUUCACACUACUUUGCUAUCAGUAGAGGCUGAAACUCCUGAUUUAGUUGCAUCAUAAAUCAUAAUCAAGCAGAGACGCUAGCGAAACUAAAUCUAGUUUCUUGGGUUGUCAUUGUCCCGAUUUACGUAACAAAUUCAAUGAUCUCAAUGUGUUUUUAAGGGAAGCUGGUGCUUGUUAUUGUAUUUAAUUUCGUCAGGUUCAUAAUGACAUUCCUAGGGAAAACAAGGAGCCAAGUUGUGAAAUGGCUGUACUUUACUACUUUAGAUACUUAGAUCUUUUAUGCACUAGAAUCUAAAAGAAUCCAGUUUUUGAUGGAUGUUUUGCGUCCUUUGCUUUCUGGUUUUUGACCUAUUCUUUUGUUUGCUACGUUCCCUGAACAGUUAAUGAAGUGGACACGAACAACCUUUGUUGGA